UAUAUAUAACCAAAUAAUACUUAAACCCUCACUUUGGGUUUCUUGCUCUAGGUUUUUCCUCAUUUUAGCUACCUUUAUCAUUGGGAUUUUCGAACCAACUCUCACUUUUUCUCUCUCUUUUUUUAUUUUCUCUUUUAACACUCGAACAAUUAAACUUCACAUGCCCCAACUAGUCCCUACUACUUUCAUCUAACCCUUUCCAAAUAUAAGUUUAAACUAAGUAUUGCUAUAUAUGUAUUGAACAAUUAUUCUUCCCAUAUCUAUACAAUAUCUUUAGUCUUUCACCCUUUAUUUAUAUUUGAAACCUAAUCAUUCAUCACAACAUUAUUGCUUACUCGCUCUAAACGAAUAAGAUCGAUCAUAUAUUAUUCAAACAUAUAGUAGUUAUGGCCGCCACUAUGGAUGCCGCCACCGCUGACGACGCACCACCAUUAAAGCUGUUUGGCUUCAGCAUUUUCGACGACAACGUAGAUCAACAUCACCACAUAAACCAAUCAGACACCGACACCGAUAACAUAAUUACUACUCUCCAACCAGCGAACGACGUCGUUGGCCACCAGAAAUACGAAUGUCAGUACUGUUUCCGCGAGUUCGCCAAUUCCCAAGCCUUGGGAGGUCACCAAAACGCACACAAGAAAGAGAGACAGCUUUUGAAGCGAGCUCAAAUGCAUGCUAACAAUACCAGUUCUACCGCAGCAGCUGCAGCUGCCCGAAAUUAUGCUAUUGCGGCUGCCAUGGCUAAUUCCCAUGCAUCGGGGGGAUUCAUGUCGCCGCCGCCGCCGCCGCCGCCGCCGCCUCAUCUUCUCGGCCUGGCAGCACAGCCUUCUUCCUGGUACUACAUGGCACCACAAUAUGCACCGCCGUUAUCAUCACACAGUGGUGGCGGUAGGGCCUAUCUUUCGAGAGCGAAUUCCAUGCCGGGAAGGCGCGUCUACGAGGGGGAGGAUAAUGCGUUCAGAGCAUUGUCGGACGGCGUCAUAUAUGACAAUUAUCGCGUUUCGCAGGAUUUUGAUAGCGAUCUCGUCAUGAAUGGUGCGGGAACUAGUAUUGGUGGCCAUCAUUUGGACAAGAGCUUGGGAUUGGAUUUGCAUCUGGGUCUUGGACCUGCUGAGCCUUGAUUUCGGGUACUAGUCGUCGUAGUAGCUAUUACUGGAUGUGAGAAAGAAUCAUGAUCUAGUACACUUGGGUAUAAUGGCUUGUUUUUGUUGAUUAGUUUUAUCUUGAUAAGAAGAAGAUUUGUAGCUUCUCUUUUUAAAAUAUCUGCAGGGACUACAUGUAUAUUGUAUGCUCAAUAUGAUUAUUCAAAAUUUCCAACUUAAUAAUUAUCUUUGUAAUUAUAUGUAUCAUUUAUUAUAUUUUCAUGAGAAAACAUUUACAUAAA
This is a messenger RNA of Humulus lupulus (European hop), 1381 nucleotides long. Its product is annotated as zinc finger protein 6-like. Gene Ontology annotation, biological process: cytokinin-activated signaling pathway; gibberellic acid mediated signaling pathway; trichome differentiation. Gene Ontology annotation, cellular component: nucleus. The record is from RefSeq and is a predicted model, not a curated record. Gene Ontology annotation, molecular function: DNA-binding transcription factor activity; transcription cis-regulatory region binding. NCBI's taxonomy places the organism in Eukaryota, Viridiplantae, Streptophyta, Magnoliopsida, Rosales, Cannabaceae. The transcript has a single exon. The coding region runs from base 387 to 1118 and encodes 243 amino acids.